Molecule: messenger RNA, 351 nt
Organism: Quercus lobata
Lineage: Eukaryota; Viridiplantae; Streptophyta; Magnoliopsida; Fagales; Fagaceae
Exons: 2
Coding region: 1-351 (116 amino acids)
Molecular function (GO): RNA-DNA hybrid ribonuclease activity; nucleic acid binding
Source: RefSeq, a predicted model, not a curated record
AUGGAUGGGGCAGCUUCAGGACCAACGAAUAAGGCAGGUUGUGGAGGUUUGAUCAGAAAUGACCAAGGAAACUGGUUGAUGGGGUUUUCAAGAAACAUUGGGCAAGCCAAUAGCUUCAUGGCUGAGACCUGGGCAUUGCAGUUAGUUGCCCGCUUUUCCCGAUGCUGCAUUAGACACAUUUACCAUGAGGCCAACAUAUGCGCUGAUAAGCUGUCUAGAUUAGGACUGGUGCAGUCUUUAGAUUUUGUGUUGCAUCACAGUCCGCUUGUGGACUUGCUUCCUCUUAUUGAGGCUAAUAAGCAUGGUUUGUACUCUAACAGGAGGUGCCCUGCACCUUAUUCUGUUCUUUAG